Molecule: messenger RNA, 919 nt
Organism: Fimicolochytrium jonesii
Lineage: Eukaryota; Fungi; Chytridiomycota; Chytridiomycetes; Spizellomycetales; Powellomycetaceae
Product: Isy1-like splicing factor
Exons: 6
Coding region: 52-759 (235 amino acids)
Biological process (GO): mRNA 3'-splice site recognition; generation of catalytic spliceosome for second transesterification step
Cellular component (GO): catalytic step 2 spliceosome; Prp19 complex; post-mRNA release spliceosomal complex
Source: RefSeq, a predicted model, not a curated record
GUAUCCCAAUUCCGUUAAACUCAACAACCAACCACCGUUGAAUCUUUCAGAAUGGCCCGAAAUGAAGAGAAAGCCCAGUCGAUGCUGUACCGGUUCCGCGAAGCGCAAGCAGCGGAACUCGGGUUCAAAAAGACAGAGAAACGACCUUAUCUAGCUUCGGAAGUGUCGAAUCUGAAGGAGGCGGAAAAGUGGCGGCACCAAAUAAUACGAGAGAUCUCGCAGAAGGUGUCGAAGAUUCAGGAUUCAGGAUUGACCGACUAUCAAGUUCGCGACCUGAACGAUGAAAUCAACAAACUACUUCGCGAGAAGCGGCAUUGGGAAAACAGGAUAAGGGAGUUGGGUGGGCCCGAUUACCGCAAAGUAGGACCGCGAUUAUUAGAUAAUGAGGGGAAAGAAGUGCCGGGCGCGAGGGGAUACAAAUAUUUUGGACGUGCGAAGGACCUGCCAGGUGUACGGGAGCUGUUUGCGGAAGAAGUUCCGACGGUGGUGAAGUCUACACGAUCGGAUUUAAAUAAGAGGGUAGAUGCAGAUUACUAUGGGUAUCGGGAUGAAGAGGAUGGGCUGCUCCUGCAGUAUGAAGCGGAAGUAGAACGGAAACUGCGCGAUGGAAACGAACCGUCACCAAGCAAAUCAGUAGACGAUCCAUUACUGCACGUACCUGUACCUUCACAAAAGGAAGUCGAGGCGUGGCUGGUACAGAGGAGGCAAAAGGAGCUAGCGGAAAGAUUUUUGAUGGACGGGGAUACUACAAAGGCGUAGCAGACGUUGGUGGGGUAACUCAGGGUGGUCCUGGGAUCUAAGUUGGGGAUAGGCUAGGCGAUGUACAUAGGUUCAAUCCCAUAUAGGAUGGGCGACAGAGCCAUUCCCACUCAAUAUCGGCGGGAUCUCAAGAUGUUGGGUAUUGCGUACAAAGAGCUCA